AUGGAUCGAACUUCAAUUCUGACAUUCUGCUUCUUACUCCACGCAUUGGACCAAGGGCAGGCGAAACUUGGUUACGGUGGAACUGAGCAGGAAUGGGGAUCAAUAGAAAUUCGUCCGGGCGCUCAUGCUUUCUGGUGGUUGUACUUCGUUAACCCCCCAUCAAAACCAGUGAAUUUCGAUGUCUACAGCAGACCCUUAAUAAUAUGGCUGCACGGAGGCCCUGGUUAUGGAGCUUCAGGGAUCGGAAAUUUCGUUGAAAUUGGUCCAAUUGAUAUGAAUGGGAAUCCCCGAAACACCACAUGGGUCAAUGACUACAAUGUGCUGUUCAUCGACGCACCAGUUGGUGCAGGAUUCAGUCAUGUUGAUUCUAGUCAAGGGUUCAAUACUGAGGAUAGUGCAAUCACUGAAGAUGUUGUUAGUGUCAUCAAAUUCUUCUUGAAGUUAUUCCCGAAGUAUCAAACAGUUCCAACAUAUAUUGUAGGCCAGUCCUACGGAGCAAAAGUAGCCGUUAAUGUUGCCUGGGAAUUGAAUCGGGGAUUUCAAAACUUUGAGCACAAUGUGAAAGGCGUCGGCCUUGGUGGUCCUGCCAUAUCAUCAUUAGACAUUUUACAAGCCGUCCCAUCCUUUGCCUUUCAUCUGGGUUUCAUAGACGCUAAGCAGAGAGAUGCCGUUCAAGAGGUAGUCGACAAGGUUAAGGCUCCGGUAGAGCAGGAAAAAUGGAUAGAAGCAGUGGAUAAGUGCGGUGAUGUCUUAACCAAAUUGUGGGAUUAUACCGAGCCCUUCGAUUACACUAAUGUCCUUCUGAAACGUAAGCCUGACUGGUCAUACAAUAAGGUAGUUACGGAAAACACUGAGUUCAUGAACAAAAAUGUUAAAUCGGUGCUCAAUAUCGCCACCGACUUCGGCACGCAAGCAGAUCAUGUUUUUGACGCUUUGCUAGGAGCAUAUAUGCGACCUGCAGUCAAUUCUGUGGAGCGAUUGUUGAAAAAGACCGAUCUGAAAGUAGUCAUAUACAGUGGUCAACUGGAUUUCUCAGUUCCAACCACAUCAGUAGUUGCUUGGCUGGAUAGAGUAUUCAAGCAGGAUGAGGGAUGGACCAAGGCUAACAGAACUAGACUAAUAGUUGACGACAUUGUUGAAGGAUAUCAAAAACAUUACGAUAAUCUGAGUAUGUACUGGAUCUUCCGUGCAGGCCAUUGGGCACCACGAGACAACCCAGCUGCUCUGAAAAAAAUAUUGCAAAAUUUAAUAGGUUCCUAAAUUGGAAAACUAGUAAAUUGCUUUCAUUAAAGCAACAUUGAUGGAUUUGAUUGCAAUAAAAUACAUUAGUUUUGGUA
Molecule: messenger RNA, 1337 nt
Organism: Diachasma alloeum
Lineage: Eukaryota; Metazoa; Arthropoda; Insecta; Hymenoptera; Braconidae
Product: retinoid-inducible serine carboxypeptidase
Exons: 6
Coding region: 1-1260 (419 amino acids)
Biological process (GO): proteolysis
Molecular function (GO): serine-type carboxypeptidase activity
Source: RefSeq, a predicted model, not a curated record